Cydia pomonella (codling moth) is the source of this 970-nucleotide messenger RNA. Its product is annotated as trypsin-like. NCBI's taxonomy places the organism in Eukaryota, Metazoa, Arthropoda, Insecta, Lepidoptera, Tortricidae. The record is from RefSeq and is a predicted model, not a curated record. The coding region runs from base 103 to 837 and encodes 244 amino acids. Gene Ontology annotation, biological process: proteolysis. Gene Ontology annotation, molecular function: serine-type endopeptidase activity. The transcript has a single exon.
ACAAGGGAUACGAAAUUAUCGCCACUUUUCACAAAAUAUGGCAUUAUUAUAAAACAAACAUAAAUUUUAAAUUUAAGCAAUGACUACCAAUACCGAAAUGCCAUGAUAACUGUUCACUUUAUUUUUACUAUUAGUUUGAUCUUCACCAUGGUCUUUAUUGCAUACUUUUUCUUCAUACUGUUGUUAAUUAAUACUAUAAAUACUAGUUCAUAUAUCCGUGUAUAUGGUGGAACAAAUCUCACAGAAGAAUCAAAUGAAUAUUUAGUUGUAAUAAGAGUAAAUCUGCAAAGUGAAGAAAGUAAAACUUGCACUGGAUCUGUGUUAAAUGCGAAUUGGAUAAUAAGUGCAGCACAUUGUUUUAGAUAUACAAAUAUUAAAACAGUAGACGUAGAACAAUUUACAGAUGGUAAGUUUGAAACAAUAGGAAAAGUUAAGCUUACUAAUAUUAAAGUACAUCCAAAGUAUGAUGAAGAUAGAAGCAUUAGUUCAGCUAAAUAUGAUGUUGCUUUGCUUAACUUGAAAAUGCUGGUCAAAAAGUUCAUGCCGAUAGCUGAAGAACUUCCGGAAAUUGGUCAAAAAGCAACUAUAGCAGGAUUUGGAGGAACCAAAUAUAAGUCUGGACCAAGCCAAGGAGUGGUUGUUAUUCAAAGAAUGAUGAAGAUCAUUUGUACGUUUGGAAAUAUUUGGGGAUGCCAUGGAGACUCAGGAGGGCCAUUAGUGUUGGAAGGUCGACUAGUGGGUAUUAUUUCUAGACGGAAAUGUAAAAGAACACAAUGCACAACGUUUUAUUCCGAUGUUUAUUCUAACCUUAAAUGGAUACAACAUGUAAUUAGUUAAACUGUGUUAUAAAAUGAAUGUGUGAACUAUAAAUUAUUCUGUGAAUCAGUUAUGAAAGAAUCUUUUUUUUCGAUUUUGACGUCAUAUUUGUAGCUUUGACAAUAAAACGUAAUAUAUAAGAGAUGUAUUUUGU